GCAGGCAUCAUGUGGACGCUUAAACUUCUUCGUUUUGAUCAGGUUCCAUCCGAUUUUCGGGAGCCGUUCAUCAUCUCGGGAUACCGAUCCUGUCAAAACAGCGCAUCAUCCUGCCUGGCCAGCGCGCUCCAACGCACCAACGAAACAAUCAACUUCUGGACUCAUUUCAUUCCCGCCAUCAUCUUCCUUCGCCUGACAUGGAUGGUCGCCGUCACCGAUCAGGGUUUCGCCCACGAUCCCUCAAUGUGGCCCGUUAUUGUUUUCCUAUUCGGUACCUUUUGUUACACGAUGGCCAGCUCCGUUGCCCAUAUGUUCAAUAGCAUGUCCCAGUGUGCUAGACACACAUUUUUCUUCAUAGACUAUGUUGGGAUUAGUAUGUACAGUCUUGGUGUUUGUAUAGCUUGCUAUGCCUACUCAUUUCCACCGGAGUUGAUAGACACGGCUCUUUACCAUGUAUACAUCCCUGUUGCUAUGGUAACGGCCUUCGGAAGUACUUACCUGGCAUGUUGUAGCCGGUUUUCCACCUGGGCUCCCCUCCGAGAUGGCGGCCGUCUGCCAGCGUUUGCUAUACCUUACAUCUGGUGCAAAAUUCCAUUAGUCUAUCGCCUCAUCUAUUGCGAGUCAACGGGGUGCGACAGUGAUGCUCUUUACUUCCAAAUGUGGCAAUUUUAUUUCAUAUUCGGGAUCUCAUUACUCUACUCCACGAGAUUCCCGGAGGUCAUAGCCCCUGGGAGGUUCGACUUCAUUGGCCACAGUCAUCAGUUCUUCCACAUCGGGAGUAGUCUCGCCAGCUACUGCCAUUACCUCGCCUUUCUCGCGGAGUUGGAGGAGCGCCCAGAUUUCAUUGAGCAGCACGGCAUGCCGACAUUCGUGUCAACCUUUGGUGUUUUUCUCGCCGUGCUUGUCGGGAAUGUCGCCAUCGUAUGGGUUCUGUCGCUAUGGGUGGUUAGGAUGAAGUCGUCAUCAAAAGCGACAAUAUACUCAGAUUGAUGUUAGAUUGAUGUUUAGAUUCAAUAUGCUACCGUCGGACCGUGUGUUUCAACAUGUGAGAUGUAAAAAAAAGAAGAUUUCAAGCAAGCCCGAGGGGAUCUUUUCAUCGACAUUCGUCUUCCGACAAGUUGCUAGAGUUGACAGCUUGAUUUCCUGUAUUUUGAUUGGCUGAGAAGUAAUGAUAACAUGUCGGAUAAAAGACACGAAUUUGUGGAAUAAAACACCCGGCAAGACCUUUCAUGAAAUGCUCCCCAUGGGGAUGAGGGGAGAAGAAGGGAGCUGGUUGCACAAAUCCUACUUUGACAGCAACAAAAAUAAGUUUCAAAUGCGCACUCCAGUGGAGUGUUUCAUGAAAAGACUUGUCAGACGUUUUAUCCGACAAGUUCUGUUUUAUCCAAGAGUUACUAUAGUAACAG
Messenger RNA from Lytechinus variegatus (green sea urchin), 1406 nucleotides. RefSeq names its product membrane progestin receptor gamma-A-like. Gene Ontology annotation, cellular component: membrane. NCBI's taxonomy places the organism in Eukaryota, Metazoa, Echinodermata, Echinoidea, Temnopleuroida, Toxopneustidae. The coding region runs from base 10 to 990 and encodes 326 amino acids. Gene Ontology annotation, molecular function: signaling receptor activity. The record is from RefSeq and is a predicted model, not a curated record. The transcript is spliced from 4 exons.